Molecule: messenger RNA, 5781 nt
Organism: Thermochaetoides thermophila DSM 1495
Lineage: Eukaryota; Fungi; Ascomycota; Sordariomycetes; Sordariales; Chaetomiaceae
Product: 1,3-beta-glucan synthase component-like protein
Exons: 3
Coding region: 1-5781 (1926 amino acids)
Biological process (GO): (1->3)-beta-D-glucan biosynthetic process; fungal-type cell wall polysaccharide biosynthetic process
Cellular component (GO): plasma membrane; 1,3-beta-D-glucan synthase complex
Molecular function (GO): 1,3-beta-D-glucan synthase activity
Source: RefSeq, a predicted model, not a curated record
AUGUCGGGAUACCAAGGAGGCCAUGGCCAUGGCGGCCAUGGCUAUGACGAUGGCUACGGCGGCGGCCAUCAUGGCAACGACGGCUACUACCAGGACAACGGGCAGUACUACGACAAUGGCUACGGUGGCCGUGGUGGUCACGGUGGCCAAGGCGGUGACGGGUACUAUGACGAAUCCGGUUACUACCAUGCCGAUCCCAACAACCCUUAUCACCAGGACGGUGGCUAUUAUGACAACCCUGAUCAGUAUCGCGACGAUUACUACAACGAUGGCUACUACGACCAGGGUUACGACCGCCGGGGUUACGGUCAGCGCAAUGGCUCGGAGGAGGAGUCCGAGGCGUUCAGUGAUUUUACGAUGCCGUCCGAUAUGGCACGAGCCGCUAACAUGGACUACUACGGACGCGGCGACGAGCAGUACGACGGCUACGACGGUCACAACGGCGGCUAUCGCCCCCCAUCGUCGCAAUUCUCCUAUGGCGGCAACCGUUCCUCUGGCGCGUCGACCCCGGCCUAUGGCGACUAUGGCGCCCCGAUCCCUCAGCGUUCCCGCGAGCCGUAUCCUGCCUGGACCUCGGACGCUCAAAUUCCCCUGUCGAAGGAGGAAAUUGAGGACAUCUUCCUGGACCUGACCGCCAAGUUUGGUUUCCAGCGCGACAGCAUGCGCAACAUGUACGACCACUUCAUGACCCUCCUCGAUUCAAGGGCCUCCCGCAUGACACCGAAUCAGGCCCUGUUGUCCCUGCACGCUGAUUACAUCGGCGGCGAUAACGCGAAUUACCGCAAGUGGUACUUCGCUGCCCAGCUGGAUCUAGACGACCAGGUCGGUUUCGCGAAUUUGAAGGGCAGGAAGAAGGGCAAGAAGGGCAAGAAGAACGAUCAGCCUCAGAGCGAGGCUGAGAUGCUCCAGGAGCUCGAGGGUGACGACUCGCUCGAGGCUGCCGAGUACCGCUGGAAGACCCGCAUGAAUAAGAUGUCGCAGCAUGAUCGUGUUCGCCAGCUCGCCCUCUACCUCCUCAUCUGGGGUGAGGCGAACCAGGUCCGCUUCAUGCCCGAGUGUCUCUGCUUCAUCUUCAAGUGCGCCGACGAUUACCUCAAUUCGCCUGCUUGCCAGAACAUGGUCGAGCCCGUCGAGGAGCUCACUUUCCUGAACAACGUCAUCACCCCUCUCUAUCGCUUCCUUCGCGACCAGGGCUACGAAAUCCUUGACGGCAAGUAUGUCCGUCGCGAGAAGGACCAUGCCCAGAUCAUCGGUUAUGACGACUGCAACCAGCUCUUCUGGUAUCCCGAGGGUAUUGAGCGCAUCGUGCUGGAGGACAAGAGCAGGCUCGUGGAUAUCCCUCCCGCUGAGCGCUAUCUCAAGCUCAAGGACGUUAACUGGAAGAAGGUCUUCUUCAAGACCUACCGUGAGACGCGCUCGUGGUUCCACAUUCUCGUCAACUUCAACCGUAUCUGGGUUAUUCACCUGACUAUGUUCUGGUUCUUCACGGCUUAUAAUGCCCCGACGCUCAUUACGCCGAACUACGAGCAGCAGCUCAACAACGGUCCUCCUCCGGGUGCGUAUUGGUCUUUCGUCGGUUUUGGUGGUGUCAUCGCCGCUGCGAUCCAGGUCUUUGCUACCCUGGCCGAGUGGGCGUACGUACCGCGCAAAUGGGCUGGUGCUCAGCACCUGACCAAGCGUCUACUCUUCUGUCUUGUCGUCCUGAUUGUCAAUAUCGCUCCCGGCGUCUACGUCUUCAUGCCUGCUGAGAACCUGGAUGCUUAUCUCAAGCGGCAGAACGAGAAGACUACGCUGAUUGUCGGUAUUGUCCACUUCUUCAUCGCCCUGAUCACCUUCCUGUUCUACUCGAUCCAGCCGCUGGGUGGCUUGUUUGGCAGCUACCUGACGAAGCACCCGAGGAGAUAUGUUGCCAGCCAGACCUUCACCGCUAGCUGGCCUCGGCUCAAGGGUAACGACAUGGCCUUGUCCUACGGCAUCUGGAUAACGGUCUUUGGGGCGAAGUUCGGAGAGUCUUAUGUCUAUUUGACACUCUCGAUCCGCGAUCCCAUCCGGUAUUUGAUGCUCAUGGACACCACCAGUUGCUGGGGUGACACUAUUGUCAAGAAGUACCUCUGCGAUUACCAGCCUCAUAUCACCCUGGCCAUCAUGCUCUUCACCGACUUGAUCUUCUUCUUCCUCGACACCUAUCUCUGGUGGGUCUUGCUCAACACGGUCUGCUCGAUUGCCCGGUCCUUCUACCUCGGUUCUUCGAUCUGGACGCCCUGGCGCAACAUCUUCUCGCGCCUGCCCAAGCGUAUCUACUCCAAGGUCCUGGCUACGACCGACAUGGAGAUCAAGUACAAGCCCAAGGUGCUCGUCUCGCAGAUCUGGAAUGCCAUCGUUAUCUCGAUGUAUCGCGAGCAUCUGCUGGCUAUAGACCAUGUCCAGAAGCUGCUCUACCACCAGGUUCCUUCUGAGCAGGAAGGCAAGCGUACGCUCCGCGCUCCGACCUUCUUCGUGUCGCAGGAAGACCACUCCUUUAAGACCGAGUUCUUCCCCAGCCAUAGUGAGGCUGAGCGUCGUAUCUCGUUCUUUGCCCAGUCUUUGUCGACCCCGAUUCCUGAGCCGCUGCCUGUGGACAACAUGCCGACCUUCACCGUCAUGAUUCCCCACUACAGCGAGAAGAUCCUCCUUUCGCUCCGUGAGAUCAUUCGCGAGGACGACCCGUAUUCGCGUGUCACGCUUCUCGAGUACCUCAAGCAACUGCACCCCCAUGAGUGGGAUUGUUUUGUCAAGGACACCAAGAUUCUGGCGGACGAGACCUCUCAGAUGAACGGCGAGGAGGACAAGGAGAAGGACCAGGCCAAGAGCAAGAUCGAUGAUCUCCCCUUCUACUGCAUCGGUUUCAAGUCGUCGGCUCCUGAGUACACGCUUCGCACCCGUAUCUGGGCCUCUCUGCGCUUCCAGACCCUCUACCGCACUAUUUCCGGUUUCAUGAACUACAGUCGUGCCAUCAAGCUUCUCUAUCGGGUCGAGAACCCCGAAGUCGUCCAGAUGUUCGGCGGCAACUCCGAUAAGCUCGAGCGUGAGCUGGAGCGUAUGGCUCGGCGCAAGUUCAAGCUGGUGGUCUCGAUGCAGCGUUUCGCCAAGUUCAAGAAGGAGGAGAUGGAGAACGCCGAGUUCCUGCUCCGUGCCUAUCCCGACCUGCAGAUCGCCUACCUCGACGAAGAUCCGCCGGUUGCUGAGGGUGAAGAGCCUCGCCUGUACUCUGCUCUUAUCGACGGUCACUCGGAGAUCAUGGAGAACGGCCAGCGCAAGCCCAAGUUCCGCAUUCAACUCUCCGGCAACCCGAUCCUUGGUGAUGGCAAAUCGGACAACCAGAACCACGCUCUCAUCUUCUACCGCGGCGAGUACAUCCAGCUUAUCGACGCCAACCAGGACAACUACCUGGAGGAAUGCCUCAAGAUCCGCAGCGUCCUGGCCGAGUUCGAGGAGAUGAAGACCGACAACGUUUCCCCCUACACCCCUGGCGUCAAGAACCCCGUCAAGAACCCGGUCGCCAUCCUGGGUGCUCGCGAGUACAUCUUCUCUGAGAACAUCGGUAUCCUUGGUGACGUCGCCGCCGGUAAGGAACAGACAUUCGGUACGCUCUUCGCCAGAACCAUGGCCCAGAUCGGCGCCAAGCUGCACUAUGGUCACCCCGACUUCCUGAACGGCAUCUUCAUGACUACUCGCGGUGGCGUCUCCAAGGCUCAGAAGGGUCUGCAUCUCAACGAGGAUAUUUACGCCGGUAUGAACGCUAUGCUCCGUGGUGGUCGCAUCAAGCACUGCGAAUACUACCAGUGCGGUAAGGGUCGUGAUUUGGGUUUCGGCUCCAUUUUGAACUUCACCACCAAGAUCGGCACUGGUAUGGGUGAGCAGAUGCUCUCUCGCGAGUACUACUACCUCGGCACGCAGCUCCCUCUGGAUCGCUUCCUCGCCUUCUACUACGCCCAUCCUGGUUUCCACGUCAACAACAUGUUCAUCAUGUUGUCGGUGCAGCUCUUCAUGAUCACCCUGCUCCAGAUCGGCGUCCUCCGGAGGGAGACCAUCCCGUGCGAGUACAACCGCGACGUUCCCAUCAAGGAUCCCAUGUUCCCGACCCGCUGCUCCAACACGGACGCGCUCAUGGACUGGAUCUACCGCAGUGUUCUCUCCAUCUUUUUCGUCUUCUUCUUGUCGUUCGUGCCGCUGUUCGUGCAGGAGCUUAUGGAGCGCGGUCUUCUGCGCGCUGCGACUCGUUUCGCGAAGCAGAUCUGCUCGCUCUCGCCUUUCUUCGAGGUCUUCGUCUGCCAGAUCUACGCCAACUCCGUGCAGGCCGAUAUCACCUUCGGUGGUGCCCGCUACAUUGGUACUGGUCGUGGUUUCGCUACAGCUCGUAUUCCCUUCGGCGUCCUCUACUCGCGUUUCGCUGGACCGUCCAUUUACUUCGGUGCGCGCCUCUGCAUGAUGCUCUUGUUCGCGACACUCACGGUCUGGCAAGUCGCCCUGGUGUAUUUCUGGGUGUCCCUGUUGGCGCUGGUCAUUUCGCCUUUCCUCUACAACCCUCACCAGUUCGCCUGGACCGACUUCUUCAUCGACUACCGCGAGUACCUGCGCUGGCUCUCUCGUGGCAACUCUCGCUCGCACGCCUCGUCGUGGAUCGCCUACUGCCGUCUCUCGCGUACCAGAAUCACUGGUUACAAGCGCAAGGUCAUUGGCGAUCCUUCUGGCAAGCUCUCCGCCGAUGUUCCUCGUGCCGCCAUUACCAACAUUUUCUGGUCCGAGAUGCUCACUCCGUUCUGCCUGGUCCUUGUCACCGUGAUUCCUUACCUCUUCAUCAACGCGCAGACGGGCGUCUUGCCAGAGAACAAUAAAGGCAAGAAGCUGGCCGCCACCGCUUCCCUCAUCCGCCUCGCCAUUGUCGCCUUCGCCCCUAUCGCCAUCAACGCGGGUGUCCUAGCCGCCAUGUUCGGCAUGGCUUGCUGCAUGGGUCCGGUGCUUAGCAUGUGUUGCAAGAAGUUCGGUGCCGUGUUGGCUGCCAUUGCCCACGCUGUUGCGGUCAUUGCCCUGCUCGUUUUCUUUGAGGUCAUGUACGUCCUCGAGGGCUUCGACUUCACCCGCACUCUCCUUGGCAUGAUCGCAGUCGUGGCCAUCCAACGCUGGUUCUUCAAGCUCAUCAUCUGCCUUGCCCUUACCCGCGAGUUCAAGACCGACCAGUCCAACAUCGCCUUCUGGACAGGCAAGUGGUAUUCUAUGGGUUGGCACACCAUGUCCCAGCCGGCACGUGAAUUCCUCUGCAAGAUCACAGAGCUUAGCAUGUUCGCUGCCGACUUUAUCCUUGGCCACGUCAUCCUCUUUAUGAUGCUGCCCAUCAUCCUGAUUCCUCAGGUUGACAAGCUGCACUCGAUGAUGCUAUUCUGGCUGCGCCCUAGUCGUCAAAUCCGCCCGCCAAUCUACUCGAUGAAGCAGACCAAGCUUCGUCGCCGUCGCGUCAUCCGCUACUCCAUCCUUUACUUCACCCUGUUGAUCGUGUUCGUUGCCCUGAUGGUCGGCCCGUCCGUCGCCGGCAAGCACAUCCCUCUUGACUCGCUCGACGACCUCAUCUCCAAGUACAAGCUCAUGCAGCCGACUGGCCUUAACAAUGACAACACGCUCGGCAGGAAGCCGACUGGUACGGAUGCCUGGCCGUCGUACAGCGGUAUCUGGAAAGGUCCUUCGUCGACGACCGUUGGUCCGAGGCCGACUAAGAGCGCCGACGACAGGCGGAUGUUGCUCCUCUGA